CACACAUGUGCAGACUGACACACCUCCUGAACCUGCAGCACAUACAGAUGUGUUUCUCAGUGUUGAAGCAACUCCGCUGCUGUGUGUGGAUCAUCUCUCUGCAUACAGACACCAUUACCUUGUAGCUGACAAGCAAACUUGGAUCUACUUAAAUCCCUGUGCCAGGCGUUACUACUUAAACACUCCAGACACUGCCAGAGCACUGAGAGAUAUCAGGUAUUGAUGUAACUGCAGUGAAUAAGGGAACCUUCUUCCUAAGCACAGACAUUGGAGCCUGUUAUCAGCAUGAACUCAUAUGUGUUAGACAAACACUUGAAUAGUUUCACUACAGGAAGCACCAGUCUUAUAUUGCAGACUCUAAAAGUCUUAGACACUAAUGACUAUUCACAAACAUUGGGAAAAUCACAGCAGAUAUUUAAAGGAGAUGGUAAAUUGGUAGGAACUGGGCAGCAAUCAUUAUAUACAGAAAGUAAUUUAGUCAUCAAACAAGAGGACAACAUUUAUGCCUUAUCUAGUGAAAUGAUUAUCCCAGAGGAUAAACCACACACAUUUACUGAGUUUUCAAAACAUUUUAAGGAAGGGAAAUGUCUUAAGUCUAGCCAAAUGAUUCAUACAAAUAAAAAAACUUUCAAAUGCACAGAAUGUGAGAAAAGCGUCAUAUGUAAUUUGCAUCUCCUUGAACAGCACACAGUUCACACAGUUGUGAAACCUCACACGUGUACAGAAUGUGGGAGAUGUUUCACAUCUAAAGGCGGCCUUAAGUAUCACAAAACGACCCAUACAGGGGAGAAACCUUUCACAUGUAAUGAGUGUGGAAACAGUUUUACACAAAAGAGUAAUCUGAAAAUUCAUGAAAGGAGUCAUACAGGAGAAAACUGUUUCAUAUGUACAGAGUGUGGCAAAUGUUUUACACUAAAGAGUCAUUUGAAAAGUCAUAAAAGAAUUCACACAGGAGAAAAACCCUUCACAUGUACAGAGUGUGGAAAAGGUUUUACAAACAAGAGUCAUCUGAAAUCUCAUGAAAGGAGUCACACAGAAGAAAAACCUUUCACAUGUACUGAGUGUGGAAAAGGAUUUAAAAACAAGACUAAUCUGAAAACACAUGAAAGAAUUCACACAGGAGAAAAACCUUUCACAUGUACAGAGUGUGGAAAAAGGUUUACACGAAAAGAUAAUCUGAAAGAUCAUGAAAGGAGUCACACGGGGGAAAAGCCUUUCACGUGUACAGAGUGUGGGAAAUGUUUUACAGAAAAGAGUAGUCUAAAAACUCAUGAAAUGAUUCACACAGGAGAAAAGCCUGUCACAUGUACAGAGUGUGGAAAAUGUUUUACACAAAUAAGUCACCUGAAAACUCAUGAAAGGAUUCACACAGGAGAAAAACCUUUCACAUGUACAGAGUGUGGAAAAUGUUUCACACUAAAGAGUACUCUGAAACAUCAUGGAAGGAUUCACACAGGAGAAAAACCUUUCACAUGUAUAGAAAAUUGAAAAAGGUAUCCCAUGCCAGUAAUGUAUCACAAAAACACCAAAUAUUUACACAUAAAAUAAACUUUACAUGCACUGUGUGGAAACAUUUUAAAAUUAUUCUUAAGAGGACAAACUCUCUAAAUAGAAGAGUAAAAAAGAAUGGUAUUGUAAAUAAUACUUUUUAAAUCCCAUUUGCAAAAUCUCCAUAUUAGAAGUGCUCUCCCGCUGUCCUUUGUUCCUCUAUAUAUGUGCACCUCAGUUUCUCUCAUAUAAAUGUGAUAGAAUAUAAAAACCUUCACAGGAAUAUACAAAUAUGUCCUCAUACUAACCAGUUUACACAACCAUUCACCCCCAAAGCACCCCUAGUGUUGUUUAUUAAUAUGCCAGUGUUAGGAGUUGUAUGUUUGAUUUACAUAGGAGAGAAAAUAAUUAUAUUUACAGAAUAAAGGAGUCUUUAUAUGAAUAGAGCUAUAGAAACUUAAAUAAACAAGAACAUCAGUCUCAAAUGAUUGACAUCUGGGAGAUAUAUUUAAUGUGCACAUCAUGUGGAUAAAUCUUUUCUUAUAGCAACAGAUGCUUAGUAUUGUACAUUUUAUAUACCAGAUGAAUUACUGAUAGGAAAUUGAUUUUAUUUAAUGAGACUCUAUGGGCUAGAUUACAAGUGGAGCGCUAAUUUAUCGCGCACCCAUAAACGGACAAAUUUGCCCAUUUGUGGGGGGCGCAAUAAGUAAUCAGCCAUUACAAGUGGCUGAUUUUUUCUACCGUGAGCUUGUGGUAGCAAUUAGCGCUUAUAAAAUAAACAAGAGAUCAGGUCUCUGGUUAAUUUUAUAAAUGUCCACAAAAUGUCCCUUAAUUUAAGUGUUAGGUUUCUUUAAAGGGAAAGAAAAAAAAAACUUCACUUAGCAGUUCUUGGGAGCUAAAGUCGGCGGCUGUUAGGUAUUAAAAAAAAAAAUGGCACUGAAAAGUGUCUUUCCAUUGUGGUCUAUGGGAAUGGGAACUGUGUGUUCCCUGUAAUUAUAUUAAUAUGCUUAUAUACAUGUAUAUUAUUUGUUCUAAGUAUAUACACAUAUUAACACAAAAACAUAUAUAUAAAUUUUAAUAUAUAUAUGUUUUUGUGUUAAUAUGCUUAUAUACAUGUAUAUUAUUUGUUCUAAGUAUAUACACAUAUUAACACAAAAACAUAUAUAUAUAUUAAAAUUUGCUGCCAUUGCUUGUUCUCGUGCUGUGUCUCAGGGCAUGAGAACGAGACUCCCAUUGCAGCAUGUGGAUUUGCACUCCAUUUAUAAUCAAGGCCUAUAUCAGUAACUGCUACAUUUAUGAUCAUAUGUAAAGCAACAAGUCCACCAGCACUUCCAAUAAUAAAAGACC
Molecule: messenger RNA, 2835 nt
Organism: Bombina bombina (fire-bellied toad)
Lineage: Eukaryota; Metazoa; Chordata; Amphibia; Anura; Bombinatoridae
Product: gastrula zinc finger protein XlCGF52.1-like
Exons: 3
Coding region: 286-1488 (400 amino acids)
Biological process (GO): regulation of transcription by RNA polymerase II
Molecular function (GO): RNA polymerase II cis-regulatory region sequence-specific DNA binding; DNA-binding transcription factor activity, RNA polymerase II-specific
Source: RefSeq, a predicted model, not a curated record